UAUCAAGACAUUCAGCUACACCAGCUCAGUGUUGACAAGGAAGUGACUGAAGAGAACAGAUAUGGGCAGGGAUCAGACAGACUGGCUUGGUUUUGGAGAGUCAACAACGGUCAUGAUUUGAAGGAAGAUGUGUGGAUGGAUGAAUUCUACAGGGUAAAUUGGUUGAAAGCUAAGGCUAGAUGGCAAAGGUGGGAGGAAGAGUUGAGAUUGGUCCAACACGAAAUGGGUUGGACAGUGAGUUGGUUUAAAUACAGGAUGGGAGAAUGGGACCAAAGAUACCAACAAGCUACAAAGCCCGGUCAUCAAGCUUAUGCACAUCGACAGGUGCUCUUGUGGGGAAGAUUUGCAUUGGAUGCUGAAAAUUCAUUCAAAGACAAGUUGAUUGUAGUCACUUAA
Molecule: messenger RNA, 396 nt
Organism: Suillus discolor
Lineage: Eukaryota; Fungi; Basidiomycota; Agaricomycetes; Boletales; Suillaceae
Exons: 2
Source: RefSeq, a predicted model, not a curated record